AUGAGAGGGUUGUGGUGGUCUUUGCAGGAUCCCUUCUGCCUGGUACCCAGGCAGUUCCAAGAAGAGGUGGGUGCAAGGGAAGCAAAAGCCCUGGCCUCUGCACUGUCCAACACCAACCUCGACCCCUUCCUCCUUGAGCUUCACGAGAUGAUUAUGGCGGCACUGUCCAGAUUUGAGCCUGAAUAUGAGCUGAAGGAGGCCUUUAAAUUCUUCCUGGAAGACAACCAAGUCCCUGCCACCUCUGUGGCCACCCUCACAGAUGCCCUGGAUCCAGACAUUCCUGUCAAGAACAUCCUCUCCGUCUGGAGGACGGCUGCGAAGACCAGCAAGAUCAAUGUCCCUGCCCACAGCCAGGAGAGGCCAGCCCAAGGCAGACAUUAGCCCCCUUCUCACAAUGACCCUGCUGGUGGCUUGUCCCCAUGGUCACAGAAUAAACAUCUGUCCCCUAAUCCCAGCUCUCCUGGAGCAGCUUGAGCUGCUGAACCCCACAAAUCCUGCUCCCCCACUGCCUGAACUUGGGUGAGAAGCUCUCACCUGGACCCACCACUGCCCCCAUGAGAACCCCGAGCAUCCCCUCCCCACCAACCCUGCCAAACCACAGCAGGAACCUGGAAAAUAUCCCUGUGGACAUGUUCCCAACACCA
Molecule: messenger RNA, 644 nt
Organism: Chroicocephalus ridibundus (black-headed gull)
Lineage: Eukaryota; Metazoa; Chordata; Aves; Charadriiformes; Laridae
Product: E3 ubiquitin-protein ligase RNF213-like
Exons: 2
Coding region: 1-381 (126 amino acids)
Source: RefSeq, a predicted model, not a curated record